Molecule: messenger RNA, 1865 nt
Organism: Anopheles arabiensis
Lineage: Eukaryota; Metazoa; Arthropoda; Insecta; Diptera; Culicidae
Exons: 2
Coding region: 738-1805 (355 amino acids)
Source: RefSeq, a predicted model, not a curated record
GGCUGCGCAACUAUAUGAAACGUAAUCCAGGAUUUUCUUUUCGUACGCCAGAAAUAUUAUCUUCGGCUAGUAGCCGAGUGAGUGAAAAUGAUAUCCGUGGAUGGUUUCAAAUGAUAACAAGCUGGCUAACAAAAAACGGACUGCACGAAAUAUUAGACGAUCCUUCUAGAGUAUUUAACGCUGACGAAACCUCUUUCUUUCUACACCCCAAAUCAAAGGAGGUUAUUGCCCGAAUUUAAUCUCGCAAUGUGUAUGAAGCAGAGCAAGCGGCUGCUAAGCAAAAUAUAACUGUAAUGUUUGCAUUUGGGGCAAAUGGUAGUAUAGUGAAUCCACACGUUAUCCUCCCUGGUAAACGUCUUCGGCAGGAUUUGGUGCAAAGCUUUCCGGAAGAAUGGGGUAUCGGUCAAAGUGAGCGUGGUUGGAUGGAUACUCCAAACUUUUUGGGAUAUAUUGAGAAAAUAUUUCAUCCCUUUCUGGUGAGGAAAAACUAAACAUUUCCAGUAAUUUUGUUCGUUGAUGGACAUGCAUCGCAUAUUGGAUUGAAUGUGGCAGAUCUAUGCCAAUCACUUGGUAUUAUACUGAUCUGUUUGUAUCCAAAUACAACGCACAUCACACAGCCAGCAGAUGUGGCGGUUUUCAAACCUUUAAAAACUGAAUGGAGAAAGUCGGUAGAAAGCUGUAAAUUCAAUAAUCCCGGUAGUAUUCUGAACACUUUGCACUUUGCAUCAGUAUUAAGUAUGGCUAUCGAGAAUGGUAUCAAAAGUUCGACGAUCAAAAAUGGGUUUCGAGCAUGUGGUCUGCAUCCGUUCGAUUCGAAUGCAAUUGACUAUUCUAAGUGCAUCGCAACUUCAGCAACUGGUUCCUUGAUUACGAACGAAACAACCGAUGUUUUUGUCACACCUGAAGCUUUUGAAGAAUCAAUCCAGAAGGAAUCAGAUACCACACAACACGGUAGUGUAGAUCAAAGCGUUACCAUUAGUAUGGAUAGAAUAGUUGAAGCAUACGAUAUAAUCGGAGCUGAAACUAUAGCUAAAAUUGAAGGAGACGUCAACAAGCUGUCCCGUGAAGAACGUGUGAUUCGUUAUUUUUAUCGUGAAUUUGUUCGUCCGCAUAUUGGAUUUCAUGCCUUAAAAUCUACAGUAGAAGUCAAUGGAUUGAACUGUUUAGACGGACUCGAAGGGAAUAACGACAACGACGACGAUUUUACAUCGGCUUCUUCAUCCAAAAAGAUGGAUAUCGUAUCUCCUUUGGAUACUUAUAUAUCAAUAGAUAUGACAGAUUACGAAAAAGUUGAAGCUGGAGGCUCUAAUAUAUUAUGCAAUAUAUUGCCUUUGACAUCUUCCACUGAACCACAAACUACUUGUACGGAUUCAGAACUACCCGAAAUGAUGGAUUAUGUUGAUGCAAGAAUCGUAAACAAUCAUGAUCUCCAAGAAAAGGACAUUGAGACUCAAUGCGAAGAUGGAAAAGACGCAUCAUUGGUUAUUAGUACACGCCGACUUUCAGAGGUGUUGAAUCUACCCGCUACACCUCACCGUUGUGGUAGACAUAGAAAUUAUAAAAAAUCAUUUCAACCUGUCUUAACAGCUAAGGAACGAAGAGAUGCACUUCUUAAAGUAAAAGAGCAAAAAGAAAAAGAACUGCAACAAAAGAAAAUAAGAGCCCUACAACGCCAAGAGGCCAAAGAAAAACGGGAAAAUGAAAAACGUGCUAGGAUGGAAGAGCGUAAAAAAAUUAAAGGAAAAUCAAAGACAUCUACACCAAAGGCUAAAUUAGGGGACAAAAACGCCAGAAUGCGCAAUUAAAAUGGCUUGUAGGGCUAAACAAUUUGAUCCAACUCAUUUAUAAGCUACCAAAAUCAUCAA